Molecule: messenger RNA, 3652 nt
Organism: Wasmannia auropunctata (little fire ant)
Lineage: Eukaryota; Metazoa; Arthropoda; Insecta; Hymenoptera; Formicidae
Gene: Klp67A
Product: kinesin-like protein KIF18A
Exons: 2
Coding region: 340-2922 (860 amino acids)
Biological process (GO): microtubule-based movement
Molecular function (GO): microtubule binding; ATP binding; microtubule motor activity
Source: RefSeq, a predicted model, not a curated record
CCGCGUGCGUUGGUUCGAUGACGAGCGUUUGUUCGUUGACUCGCGUUCGGAUUUUGACACGGUUCCUAUCUACGCUUUCGCGACGAGAGGGACACUCGUUCCCCACGGCCGAGCGAGCUUCAGCGGUGGUACUACGUUGAGUUAUUCGAGGGACAGACGGAACGCCCCAAAAAUUUUCGAGGCAGUGACAGACCGACGCGGCCGACGAUGUCACGAUGUAAGAACAACGUAAGCGACGUCUGCUCCUUUGCUCUCUGAAAUUUCCGCUCCCAGAGCUAUGUUACUGUGAGGAUCGUAAAACGCGUUGGUAAAACUUGAACGAUCGUAGCUUUGCUAACGAUGGUUUUCAACAAGAAGGAUCUGAUGGGCGGCAAGGCGUUCUCGCCGAGCAGAACCGUGAAAACGGGGAUCAGGAGGCGGCUGCCGGCCGGCGGCGGAUCGGCCAAGCCGGGCACGAGCAGCGGUUCCACGAUGAAGACCGAGGACACCUCCGAGAUAUCGAUCAAGGUGAUCGUGAGAGUUCGUCCGCACAACGAGCGUGAGCUGCAGGACAACAGCAGGAAGAUCAUCGAGGUUGUGGACGACAGGAUGUUGAUCUUCGAUCCGAAGGAGGAUGCGACGCCCUUCUUCUUCCACAACGUGGCGCAAAAGGGUAGGGACAUGCUGAAGAAGCAGAACAAGCAGCUGCAGUUCAUCUUCGACCAAGUCUUCGACUCGAUAUCCACCAAUAUCGACGUAUUCGAGGGGAGCACCAAGAGCCUGAUCAACAGCCUUCUGGACGGCUACAAUUGCUCUGUGUUCGCCUACGGUGCCACCGGCGCCGGUAAGACUCACACUAUGCUGGGUAACAGGGACGACCCUGGUAUCACGUACCGCACCGUGGCGCAGCUCUUCUCCGAGAUCGAGAAACAGAGCAAACAUCGCGAGUUCAACUUGGGCGUGUCCUACCUGGAGAUAUACAACGAGAAUGUGCAGGAUUUGUUGCACAAGUCGUGCCAAUUGCAUCUGCGGGAGGACGGUAGAUGCGGGGUCGUGGUCGCCGGAUUAGAGCCGACUGCUAUCCAGAACGCCGAGGAGCUGCUGUCGCUGUUGGCGGAGGGUAAUAAGAAUCGCACUCAACAUCCGACGGACGCGAACAAGGAGAGCAGCAGAAGUCACGCGGUUUUCCAGGUGUACAUCAAGAUAAUCAACAAGCUGGACAGUCAGGUGCAACGAGUCAAGCUGUCUAUGAUCGACUUGGCAGGAUCCGAGAGAGCCUCGGCCACCGGAUGCAAAGGUGUGAGAUUUAAGGAGGGCGCCAAUAUCAAUAAAUCUCUCUUGGCUCUUGGGAAUUGCAUAAAUAAUUUAGCAGACGGUAUAAAAUAUAUUCCAUACAGAGAUUCGAAACUCACGAGGCUAUUGAAAGAUUCGCUCGGCGGUAAUUGCCACACCGUUAUGAUAGCUAAUAUCGCCCCUUGUAAUGUCACUUAUGAAGAUACAUAUAAUACUUUAAGAUACGCGAAUCGGGCGAAGAAGAUCAAGUCGUACGCCAAGAAGAAUGUAUCCUGCGAGAUGCACGUUGCCGGCUACAUCAAGAUAGUGGAGGAGCAGAAGAAGGAAAUUGACGUUUUGAAAGCGAAAUUGGCCGCCUUCGAGAAUGGAACGGUGCAACCGGUCGUCGAGAAUAAGCCAAGCGCUGUCAUGCUGGACACGUACAACAAGCUGGUAAAAUUACACGAGAGGAAGAAGAGUUUGAUGGAGAAAAUGCUGGCUCUGGAGAGCUCCUACAAGAUCCUGGCGUGCAGGAUACUCUACAAGAAGGACGCCGAUGAGAGACUGCACAAUCUAACGACGGCUGGCGACGCGUUGUCACUGGAGGAACAAAACGCCAGCGGGAAGUCGCGCAUUAACAAGUCUUUACAUUAUUUCGAGCGGCAGAGAGAGUCCUUUAAGGCGCAAAUGCAAGCGACAUGGCAGGAAUUGUGUUCGGUCGAGACCGAGAUACAGGAGAUGAAAACUAAGUCUCUCGAUGAGAAUCUGCAGAAUAAACUGUCUCUGGAGAUUUUCAAGAUUGAGAAAUGCUGGAUCACUAGUAUGCAACAGCACAUGAAGAAGCUCAGUAGUCUCCUGCAGUGCGAGAGGCAGUCGAUCAACACGAUAACGAAAAGCAUGAGUAAUACGCUGCAAAAUUACUACAAUAUGGUGAAAGGCUACGGUACGAUGACCGAUAAGAUGCAACUAGAGUUUAAGGAGUUAAUAAAAUUACUCGAGGGUAUAAGAAAUAUCAAAUGGUCGGAUUCGGACGAGAUAAGCAAAGUGGACGAUUUCAGUAUGUUUACGUGUUUGAGCACGGUCGGAAUGGAUCCGUUGAAUAAUGUGAUGCCAGUGACACCAGAGAUGGACGAUGAGGAGCACGAUGUCUGCAAUAUGAAUGUGAACUCCACUUUCAGCACAGAAAAUAAUAUCGACAGCAACAUCUCCAAUCUGAACGACGAGGGUAAUAGUCACGAAAAUGGUAAAUUUAUUCUGAAAGACGAAUCUGUGCAAGAAACUCCGCGGGAAAAGAUUGUUGCGAACAGCAUAAUCAGGAAGCGUGUAUUAAAUGACAAAAACAGUGAAAACAGCAGUACACCGUCCAAGCAGACGAAAAAACUGACAACGAAUAACAAGGUACAGAGUACUGGUCGCGUGGACAAGGAGAACAAGCAGAGGCCUAUACAAAUGAGUGCAAAAAGUAUCUCCAUUUUAAAUAAAUUAAAGAGCGAUGCAACCAAUAUUUCAUCUCUUUCCCGGCACAAUAAUUCCGAGGAAAAAACAGACAUGGCGUUUAAGGCGGUGCGUAAUAAGGAGAGGCGCGGCCUUAUGACGACCCAUCCAUAUCAAAAGCCAAACAUUGGGAAAAAACCCGCUCCAGCUCUACCAUCUACUAGAGUUCCAUGGUAAUAUUAGACAAAAAUUUGGUACCUGGACGCAAGAUUCAAGAGAUGGUGGCCUUACAAACAUUGCGUUAAGUAAUAAGACUUUUAACAAGAUUUUUUUUUAAAUAGAUGCAAGAUUUUAAAUAAUAGAUACUAUUGACUAUAUGAAAGAGUAAAGUCAAGUAUUCUAAUAAAAUGACUUCUUUUAAUGUUAUCUAAGUAUGUUUUUUUAGCUUAAUGCAAAAAAAGAUAUAUAAUUGUGCAAGCAGUAUCUCUCUUUCUCUCUCUUUCUCUCUCCCUUUCUCUGUGCAUGUUUAGAAAAUAAAAUGAUAAAAAUUUAUAAUUGUAAACUAUAUCGUCAUUCGUGUAUUUGUGUAUGAUGUAAUCUCGUAAUCUCUUGAAAUUUAUUCAAGACUGAACGAAACGGCACAGACAUAGCAAAAUACUGCUCAAUAAUCGUAACUUGCAUUUUGUUUUUGGAAAGUAUAUUAUUUUGUGUAAUAUUUUAUACAAGUACCGUCAAAAAAAAAGAGAAAGAAAGAAAGAGAGAGGGAGAGAGAGAGAAAGAAGGUGCAUUUUACUAUUAAAAUGCUCCGUAUACCAAACUUACAAUUAAGAUUCGCAUCACAUAAAUAAAAAUGAAAAAAUUACAUUAGAUUAUAUAUAUAUUGACAAACCAAGUUUCUGCUGUGUAGAGAAUGUCGACUAAUUGUAUGUAAUCUUUAAGGAAAGAAUAAAUUAUUUACGUAAAUUUC